UUGCAUGGAGAUCAAACCGCUGACAGAUGUAACGCAAUCACGUGGUCCUUUGUAAGUCGGUGUAGAAUCCUCCACGCAGUACGUCUGUCGUGGUCGCCACCACAGAGAAUCAAACCGAUGGCAUUGGACUGCGUUACAGGCGCCUUCUCCCGCUGGGUACAAGUGAGGGCCUCUUCCCGCCGUUUCGUUUCAAGAGUCACCACCGCCCCCUACCAUUUCUGUUUCCUGAACCGCUUUUCUAAUCUAACCUCUCCAUUGUCACAAACCCUAAAUCUCCGUUAGCUGCUUCGAUGGAGCUGCGUCCUCGUAAUCGACUUUCUACUCCUAAUAUUGAUGCAGCAAUGAAUGAACAACAGCCCAAUGAUGCCUCUGGAGAAGCUAAAACUGCUAGCCAUUGUAGCAAUAAUGCAAAUGAAGUCUCUUCAGGUUCACAUUCCAGUUUCGAAGAUGAUGAAGCUUUGAACUCCUCUCUUGACUUAAAUAAAGAACCUACUUCAAGCUUUUGCGCUUCUGAUGGGGUAGACGACACCUCUGAUUCAUCCAAUAGCUGGGAUAGUCCGUAUAGAAAGAUAAGAGGAAAGAAAAGAAGAAAACGUAGCUCAAAAAAUGGAGAGUCCAAUCAGGACAAGGGAGUGUUGCAGUAUGGAGACAAUGAUGGCUCCACAAGAGUUCAGCAGCAAUCAACUGACGAUCAUUUGGGUAGCCUUGGAAAGAAGAAGAAAAGAAAAAGAGCAAGAAAAGAUCCGCAGCCAGUGUUGUUAUGGAAGGUAUGGGAAGAGCAGCAUGAGAGAUGGAUCGAUGAGAAUUUAUCUGUAGAUGUUGACUUGGAUCAUCAUAAUGAACUAAUGAAAGAAACUGCCGAGCCUUCCUCUGACCUUACUAUGCCUUUACUAAGAUACCAAAAGGAAUGGCUAGCAUGGGCUCUUAAACAAGAGAAUUCUAAAAUUAGGGGGGGUAUUCUUGCAGAUGAAAUGGGGAUGGGAAAGACUAUUCAAGCAAUUUCUCUUGUCCUUGCCAAACGUGAAAUCCGGCAAAUGGUUUGUGAAUCAGAUGAAACAUCCUCUUUGCCAAGUUCAUCUACAGUCUUGCCUGGGAUCAAAGGAACGCUUGUAGUUUGUCCUUUGGUUGCUGUCACUCAGUGGGUUAGUGAGAUUGAUAGGUUUACUCUGAAAGGAAGCACCAAGGUGCUAAUUUAUCAUGGGGCCAAUAGAGGGAAGUGUAGGGAAGAGUUCUCGGAGUAUGAUUUUGUAAUAACUACAUACUCUAUUGUUGAAUCAGAAUACAGGAAGCAUAUGAUGCCUCCUAAGGAGAAGUGCCCAUAUUGUGGCAAAUCUUAUAGCCACUCAAAGUUAUCUUUUCACCAGAGAUAUUAUUGUGGGCCUGAUGCUGAGAGAACAGAAAAACAAUCGAAGCAAUUGAAGAAAAAGCAAAGAAAAGUUGAUACAAAAAAAAAUGUUCAGAUGAAAAUGGGCCCAGAUAAUUCAGAUACCACAGGCAAGGGGAAGUCACUUUUACAUGCUGUAAAGUGGCAGCGGAUCAUUUUGGAUGAGGCACACUAUAUAAAAUCUAGACAAUGUAACACUGCAAAAGCAAUUCUUGCUCUUGAGUCUUCCUAUAGAUGGGCAUUAAGUGGAACUCCCCUUCAGAAUCGUGUGGGAGAGCUGUAUUCUCUGAUACGUUUCCUGCAAGUAGUUCCUUAUUCCUAUUACUUGUGUAAGGACUGUGAUUGCAGGAUUCUUGAUCAUAGUUCUAAGGAAUGUUCAAACUGCCAGCACAGUUCUGUUAGACAUUUCUGUUGGUGGAAUAAAUAUGUAGCCACACCAAUUCAAUUAUAUGGAAACAGUGAUGCUGGAAGGAGAGCAAUGAUAUUGCUUACGCACAAGGUUUUAAAAAAUAUAAUAUUAAGACGUACUAAAAUAGGCCGGGCUGCUGAUCUCGCACUUCCACCAAGAAUUGUGUCGUUGAGAAAGGACAGCCUGGAUAUAAAAGAGCAAGACUAUUAUGAAUCAUUAUACAAUGAAAGUCAGGCACAGUUUAAUACGUAUGUGGAAUCAAAUACCUUGACGAAUAACUAUGCUCAUAUAUUUGACCUCCUCACCAGGCUUCGACAGGCUGUUGAUCAUCCAUACCUUGUGGUAUAUUCUCAAGCUGCAUCAUUGAAAGCUGGGGUUGAGGUUAGCAAUGACAAUGUUGAACAAGUAUGUGGCCUUUGUCAUGAGCCGGUAGAAGAUCCUGUGGUUACCUCAUGUGAACACAUCUUUUGUAAGGCAUGCUUGAUAGACUUCUCUGCUUCCUUGGGGCAAGUGUCAUGCCCUUCAUGCUCCAAAUUACUUACUGUUGAUUUAACUUCCAAUAUUGAUGUUGGGGAUCAGUCUAGAAAAACAACAAUAAAGGGUUUCAGAUCCUCAAGCAUUUUAAAUAGAAUUCGGCUUGAGAACUUUCAGACAAGUACUAAAAUAGAGGCAUUGAGAGAAGAAAUUAGAUUUAUGGUAGAAAGGGAUGGCUCUGCAAAAGGGAUUGUUUUUAGCCAGUUCACUUCAUUCUUGGAUCUCAUAAACUACUCCCUUCUUAAGUCUGGCGUGUCUUGCGUUCAAUUGAAUGGAAGCAUGUCAUUAACUGCCCGGGAUGCUGCGAUUAAGAGAUUUACUGAUGAUCCAGAAUGCAAAAUUUUUCUCAUGAGCUUGAAAGCUGGUGGCGUUGCCCUCAAUUUGACCGUAGCAUCACAUGUUUUCAUUAUGGACCCUUGGUGGAACCCAGCCGUGGAGCGUCAGGCUCAAGAUAGAAUUCACCGAAUAGGGCAAUAUAAACCAAUCAGAAUUGUCAGGUUUGUAAUUGAAAACACUAUUGAGGAGAGGAUUUUGAAGCUGCAAGAGAAGAAGGAGCUAAUUUUUGAAGGGACUGUUGGCGGCUCCGCCGAAGCUCUGGGCAAACUCACGGAGGCGGACAUGAGAUUUCUGUUUAUUACCUGAUCAGUGUAAAAUCCUGCUUUUGAACAGUUUUUGGCACACUGGAUUGGACUUGUGAAACACUGUGCGAAAUGGAUGAAAACUUGUCAUGCUAUACCAUUCA
Molecule: messenger RNA, 3069 nt
Organism: Prosopis cineraria
Lineage: Eukaryota; Viridiplantae; Streptophyta; Magnoliopsida; Fabales; Fabaceae
Product: ATP-dependent helicase rhp16-like
Exons: 16
Coding region: 291-2969 (892 amino acids)
Molecular function (GO): ATP-dependent chromatin remodeler activity; ATP binding
Source: RefSeq, a predicted model, not a curated record